GACGUGUGUCUUUGUAUCAUGAGCGGAAGUUCUGCAAGUGUUUGCGUCGUUUUCGGCGGAUCGCGCGGUAUCGGUCGGACAGUGUGUCAGCACAUGGCUAGAAUUGGUUACUCCGUCGUCUGCGCAAGUCGACAAAGAGAAACAUGCGAAGAAGUUGUCAAAAACCUUACAAAACAGACGGAAGGUGAAAUGGGGCAUCUCUCCGUUGAGUGUGACGUGUCUGAAGAAGAAUCUGUAGUUGCUGCUUGUCAAUUCAUAAUUGAGCGAGCGAAGAGAGCAGACGUAUUGGUAAAUGCUGCUGGUGUCAAUAAGGAUUCUCUGCUCAUGCGCUUGAAAAGUAAUGACAUUCGUUACCAUGUAAAUACAAAUCUUGUUGGCUCGAUGUUGACGUGCCGAGGCUUAUUGCCUUUGAUGCUGAAACAGCGUCGAGGUGCCAUUAUAAAUAUCGGCUCUGUUGUUGGUUCAGUUGGAAAUGUGGGCCAGAGUGCGUACAGCGCAUCUAAAGCCGGUCUAAUUGGAUUCACUCGAUCGUUGGCUAAGGAAGUCGGUUCUCGUGGAGUGAGGGCUAAUGUAUUAGCUCCAGGAUUUAUUGAAACAGACAUGACAGCAGGGAUCAGUGCCGAUUCUCAACAACUGUUAAUUGAUUCUAUUCCCAUACGGAGGUUUGGCACAGUGGAAGAGACAGCACAUGCUGUUGAGUUUCUAGCAGCUGCUAGUUAUGUAACGGGACAGGUAUUGGUGGUUGAUGGUGGAAUGAGUAUGGCUGGUGGGAUUUAGAACAGACACUGCAAGGUAGCGUUUGAUUUAUUGAAAACUUGUGCUUGAGUUUGAUAAAGUUGAGUUAAUCUAACUGUAGCUGUAAUAUUAUUGCUCAAUAAGUGAGCUUGAUUUAUGGGGUACUGUACCGUACGACAGAUGUUUCUAACAGGUAGAUCUAUCAUGCCACAAGUAGGUUUCUUGGGUGAUAGAAGUACUUAUGUCUGACUGAUAGUAAUCAUUGUAGG
Messenger RNA from Corticium candelabrum, 1004 nucleotides. Its product is annotated as 3-oxoacyl-[acyl-carrier-protein] reductase-like. The coding region runs from base 19 to 777 and encodes 252 amino acids. NCBI's taxonomy places the organism in Eukaryota, Metazoa, Porifera, Homoscleromorpha, Homosclerophorida, Plakinidae. The record is from RefSeq and is a predicted model, not a curated record. Gene Ontology annotation, molecular function: oxidoreductase activity. The transcript has 3 exons.